AUGCCAACUUUCACAAACAAGCUUAUCGUUGAUGAGCUAAAUUACAACAAAGAUGAACUGGAAAAGACACAUGCUGAUAUGUUACUGAUGCUGAUUGAUGAACAAAGAUAUGUGCAUGAAAAGAUCAUGGAGUCCGUUGGUUCUAACGACGAUGGUUUCUUUUUCUUAUAUGGUUACAGUGUUGACCGGCCAAUGUGUGGUAUCAUGUCCAAGAAUGAUUCCCUAAACGAGUUUAAACUAUUUGAUGGAAUGACAAUAGUUUUAGGUGGUGAUUUCAGGCAGAUAUUGCCUGUUGUCCGAAAAGGAACGAGGCAGGAUAUUGUUGAUGCAUCAAUCAAUUCAUCAAAGAUAUGGGCUUAUUUUAAUGUGUUAAUGCUUACUAUUAAUAUGAGAUUGGGUGCAUCUUUGGUGGUCGAUGAGGCAAGGAAACUUAAGAAAGAUCUUUUGUUGUUCAAAGUGGAUUUUGAAAAGGCGUUUGAUUCUGUUGAUUGGGGGUACCUUGAUGAGGUUAUGGGGAGUAUGUCGUUCCCGGUGUUGUGGCGUAAGUGGAUAAAAGAAUGUGUUGGUACCGCUACUGCCUCAGUCCUUGUGAAUGGCAGUCCUACUGAUGAGUUUCAUCUCGAACGGGGAUUACGUCAGGGUGACCCUUUAUCUCCUUUUUUAUUUUUAUUGGCAGCAGAAGGUUUGAAUGUGUUGAUGAAAGCAUUAGUAGACGCAGGUUUGUUUACGGGGUAUAGAGUGGGGCGCGCGAAUCCGGUGGUUGUGUCUCAUUUACAGUUCGCCGAUGAUACACUUCUUAUUGGGAAUAAAAGCUGGGCUAAUGUGCGGGCGCUGAGGGCUGGUCUUGUUCUGUUUGAAGCUAUGUCGGGUUUGAAAGUUAAUUUCCAUAAGAGUUCUCUGGUAGGGGUUAAUAUUAACGAUUCGUGGUUGUCGGAAGCGGCUUCUGUGUUGGGGUGCAAAGUAGGUAAAAUUCCGUUUCUCUAUUUGGGGCUCUCGAUUGGGGGUGAUCCACGUCGACUUUUGUUUUGGGAACCUGUUGUGAACCGUAUUAAAUCUAGGUUGUCUGGUUCGCAAAGUUGGUUCCUUUCCUUCGGUGGUCGUUUGAUUCUUCUAAAGUCCGUCCUGACUGCUCUACCUGAGUAUGGAGGGUUGGAGGUUACGAGAUUGAGGGAGUUUAACAUUGCUUUGUUGGGUAAAUGGUGUUGGCGGUUGUUAUUGGAGAGGGAUGCUUUGUGGAGAAAGGUGUUAGUGGCUAGGUAUGGUGUGACGGAUGGAGGUUUGGAGGUUGGGGGCCGGAGUUGUUCGUCGUGGUGGAGGGAGAUAGUGAGGAUUAGAGAUGGGAUAGGUGAGGGUGGAGAGGGGUGGUUUGGGUCCUGCGUUAGGAGGAGGGUGGGAGAUGGUGCGGAUACCGAUUUUUGGCGUGAUUGUUGGUGCGGAGACGUUCCACUGUGUGCCCGGUUUGGGCGUCUUUUUGACUUGAGUGUACACAAAUCUAUCUCCGUUAGGAAUAUGUUCUUGUUGGGGGUGGAUGUGGGUGGGGAGGCGUUGCGGUGGCGUAGGAGGUUGUGGGCCUGGGAGGAGGAGUUGGUAGAGGAGUGUAGGGCUUUAUUACUAACAGUUUCUUUACAGGAAUCAGUGACAGACAGAUGGCUUUGGGUACCUAACCAUGAUGAUGGGUACUCAGUUCCUCUUAAAGUUUCUAUCCUUGCUUGGAGACUUUUGAGAGAUCGGUUACCUACGAAAAGCAAUUUGGCAAACCAUGGCAUUUUACCUUUGGAGGCGCGGUUGUGUGUUUCUGGAUGUGGGAACGUUGAAGAUGUUAAUCAUUUGUUUUUGUCUUGUGUUGUUCGAAUGCAAGACCCGGUAGAAACAAGACAAGAAGGCCUAACUAAAAAGACAAGUUAA
Medicago truncatula (barrel medic) is the source of this 1905-nucleotide messenger RNA. RefSeq lists its product as uncharacterized. The transcript has 6 exons. Gene Ontology annotation, molecular function: DNA helicase activity. Lineage: Eukaryota; Viridiplantae; Streptophyta; Magnoliopsida; Fabales; Fabaceae. Gene Ontology annotation, biological process: telomere maintenance; DNA repair. The coding region runs from base 1 to 1905 and encodes 634 amino acids. The record is from RefSeq and is a predicted model, not a curated record.